This is a messenger RNA of Ananas comosus (pineapple), 3746 nucleotides long. Its product is annotated as guanylate-binding protein 2-like. Lineage: Eukaryota; Viridiplantae; Streptophyta; Magnoliopsida; Poales; Bromeliaceae. The record is from RefSeq and is a predicted model, not a curated record. Gene Ontology annotation, molecular function: GTP binding; GTPase activity. The transcript has 14 exons. The coding region runs from base 237 to 3503 and encodes 1088 amino acids.
CAUUGUAAAGAAAGAAACGAGAACGCCUCCUUCGCCUUCUCAUUUGUGCGACUCUCUUCCGAGAAGACACUACUGGUACUGGCCCUUUCCUCAUAUUCCCCAACUUUUCAAAACCCUAAACCCACCCCCUAACUCUCGAAUAUUUCCCCUUCGAUCGAACGAAACCCUAGCGCGAUUUUCGCCAGAGGAGGAGGAGGAGGAGGAGGAGGAGGGUGAAGCCAAAAGGGGCGCCGAAGAUGAUGCAGAUGCUCCGGUUCCACAGUGGCUCGGCCUCCAAGGACCGGAACGCCUCUCCCACCUCCGAUCCCCGAAACCCUAACCCUAGUCCUAGCCCUAGAGGUACCUCCGCUUCUCCGUCUCCUUCGUAUGCUUCCACUGUGGCCCCUGGAACGGUGGGGCCGGGGAGGCCGCUGCGUUUGGUGUACUGCGACGAGAGAGGGAAGUUCCAGAUGGACCCCGAGGCCGUCGCCGCCCUCCACCUCGUGAAAAGCCCCAUAGGCGUCGUCUCCGUCUGUGGCCGUGCCCGACAGGGCAAGAGCUUCAUCCUCAACCAGCUUUUAGGAAUGAGCAGUGGAUUUCAAGUAGCUUCUACUCAUAGACCAUGCACUAAGGGGCUUUGGAUGUGGAGUGCACCAAUAAAGCGAACUGCUCUUGAUGGAACAGAGUACAGUCUUUUACUUCUAGAUAGUGAAGGAAUCGAUGCAUAUGAUCAGACGGGAACGUACAGCAUUCAAGUAUUCUCCUUGGCUGUCUUGCUAUCAAGCCUGUUCAUUUACAACCAGAUGGGUGGUAUCGAUGAAGCCGCCCUUGAUCGCCUCUCACUUGUUACUGAGAUGACGAAACACAUUCGUGUUAAAGCAGCUGGUGGAAGGUCCACGACAUCUGAGAUUGGACAAUUUUCACCGGUCUUUGUCUGGUUAUUGAGGGAUUUCUAUUUAGAUUUAGCAGAAGAUAAUCGAAAAAUCACGCCGCGUGACUACUUAGAGUUGGCUUUGAGGCCUAUCCAAGGCAGAGGUAAAGAUGUCUCUUCAAAAAAUGAGAUCCGCGAGUCCAUACGUGCUCUCUUUCCAGAUAGAGAUUGUUUUACACUAGUUCGGCCGUUGAACAAUGAAAAUGAGCUCCGACACCUUGAUCAAAUCCCUUUAGAGAGCCUUCGACCAGAAUUUCGAGCAGGCUUGGAUGCAUUAACAAAGUUUGUAUUUGAACGAACCAGGCCUAAACAAGUAGGAGCUACUGUUAUGACAGGUCCUAUUCUUGCUGGCAUCACACAAUCAUUCUUGGAUGCCAUCAACAAUGGAGCUGUCCCUACAAUAUCUUCCUCCUGGCAGAGUGUCGAAGAAGCAGAAUGUCGCAGGGCUUAUGAUUAUGCUGCUGAGGUUUACAUGUCAUCGUUUGACCGCACAAAACCAGCUGAUGAGGAUGUUUUGAGGGAAGCACACGAGGAUGCUCUUCAAAAGUCUCUUGCCUCAUUUAAUGCUAGUGCUGUGGGGGCUGGAUCUGUACGCACACAUUAUGAAAAACUUCUUCACAACUUCUGUAGAAAGGCAUUUGAGGAAUACAAAAGAAGUGCCUUUUUGGAGGCUGACCGCCAGUGUUCAAAUGCCAUACAGAGCAUGGAAAAGAAGAUUCGAGCAGCCUGCCUUUCUCCAGGUGCCAUAGUCAGUAACAUUAUUGGGGUACUGGAAAGUUUGCUUGCCGAGUAUGAGACAUCUUCUCAUGGUCCAGGCAAAUGGAAAAUUUUGGCUACCUUUGUACGACAAUGUAUCGAAGGGCCUAUAAUGGACCUUUUCAUCAAGCAGUUAAAUCAGGCUGAAUCAGAAAGGAGUGCUCUUGCAUUAAAAUGUCGUUCAAAUGAAGACAAAUUGGAGCUGCUUAAGAAGCAUCAUGAGGCAAAUGAAAAGCAAAGAUCCGAGUAUUUGAAGCGCUAUGAGGAAGCCACUGCUGAUAAGCAGAAAGUUUCUGAUGAUCUCAGUGGUCGAAUCUCUAACUUGCGGAGCAAAUGCAGCACCCUGGAAGAACGCUGUAUGAGCAUUUCUAAAGAACUUGAUCUUGCUCGUCGUGAAUCAUCUGAUUGGAGAGUUAAGUAUGAGCAAAGUUUGUUAGAGCAGAAGAAUGAAGAAGAGAAGUUUGCAGCACAAAGAGCGGCUUUAGAAUCGAGGUAUAGUGCUGCUGAAGGGAAAUUGGCCGCAGCUCGUGAACAAGCUGCUUCUGCAGAUGAGGAGGCAUCAGAGUGGAGGCAGAAAUAUGAAAUGGCUGCAGCACAAGCCAAAUCAGCUCUCGAGAGGGCAUCGGCAGUGCAAGAAAAAACUAACAAACUGGCUCAGGACAGGGAAGAUGUUAUAAGAGCAGAGCUUGCUGCUCAGUUCAAGGAAAAGGAAGAGCAAAUCAAGAACAUGAAAGCUAAGUUUGAGAACGCAGAAAGUCACACUAAUGUAUUGGUUGAACGUCUGGAGGCUGCGGAAGCAAAAGUUCAGAGCCAGGAUGAAGAAACAGCUGCCUUGAAGGCCGAAAUCAAGGAGUUGAAUGAGAAGCUGGUUCUUGCGAAAGCCAGAACUCAAUCGUACGAAAAGGAAAUCAAAAUUCUCGAACAAGAAAAGAAGCACAUUCAAGAAAACUACCUGUCGAUAUCCAAAAAAAUCGAUGAUGCAGUGGAGCGGUGUAGCACUGCUGAAAGGGAUGCAAAGAGGGUGAUUGCCUCUGCUGAUGCAGCUCAGGCAGAAGCAGUUGUGGCUCAGCAGGAGAAGAGUGAAGCGCAGCGAUUGUCAAUUGAAAGAUUAACUGUUAUUGAAAGAAUACAAAGAAAAGCCAGUAGCCUCGAGCAAGACAAAUCAAUGCUUUUCGAACAAGUGCGGAGGCUACGUCAGUCUGAAACCGAUGCCCUAUCUAAGGUAACACUGCUCGAGAGAAGGGUUGAUGAGAGGGAAAGUGAGAUCGAGGAAUUGCUGAAUCGGAGCAAUGAGCAGAGGUCGAACACAGUUCAAGUCCUAGAGACCCUUUUGGCCACAGAACGUGCAGCUCGAGCAGAAGCCAACAACAGGGCAGAGGCCUUAUCGUUGCAACUCCAAUCUACUCAAGGCAAACUCGACGCACUCCACCAGGAACUGACUUCUGUUCGUCUAGUCGAGACUGCAUUGGAUAGCAAGCUUCGAACUGCUUCUCAUAAUAAGCGAUUGAGAGUAGAUAAUGAAGGAGGCACGGAAUCCAUGCAAGAUAUGGAUGUUGAUGGCCAAUUGAGGGGUAGAAAGAGAUCAAAGAGCACUACUAGCCCGUUAAAGUUUGUCCAAAGUGAAGAUGGUGGGUCUGUUUAUAAAGCUGACGAAAAUUUGACGCCAAGCCUGGAGGCUCACGAGACUGACAAUGAAGAUUAUACCAAGUACACCGUUCUGAAGCUGAAGAAGGAGCUCACUAAGCACGGAUUUGGUGCACAAUUGCUGGAGCUGAGGAAUCCUAAUAAGAAGGAAAUACUCGCACUUUAUGAGAAGCAUGUUCUUGGAAAAGCAUAGCGCCUUUUCUUUUUUGUUUUUCUUGUGUGUAAAUACUGGGUCUUAAAUAUUUUCGGUUGGUGUGCAGCUAUUUAUUGGAAUCUGCAGUUUGUGUGGUUCAAGUAAUCACUUGUCAGAGUUUACCUGCUGUGUUAGUUUUGUUAGCAGCAGCGUCCUUUUGCUUCUGUCCAACAAAUACAUCAUCUUCAACUCUACACUGAUGUUUCUAUUCUGUGAUGGUAAAUAUGUGUAGGUUUUCUGUAA